AUACCUUGGUAACCUACAUGUAUGAGUUCAGUUCUAUUUUCCAAUCAUCGAGCAUCGUUUGAAAAAUGUACAAAGGUUUGUGCUUAUUUUUGUUACUAACGCUUAUCGCCGGAAUAAACGGCGAUGUGGUCAAGUUGAAAACUGGAUCGAUCAAUGGAACCACUGCACAAUGGAAGAAUGGACGUUUGUAUCAGCAGUUUUAUGGCAUACCUUUUGCAGAACCACCUGUUGGAGAGCUUCGAUUUAAGCCUCCGGUUCCUGUUAAACCUUGGUCCGGCAUUAGAAAUACAUCUGAACCUCCACCAAAAUGUGUCCAGCCUGAGAUAGUAUCUCCUAAUGAAACCAGAAUCAUUGGACAAGAAGAUUGUCUUUAUUUGAACGUUUUUGUACCAAAUGAGUUAUUUAAUUCUACUGGUAAAGCGCCGGUGAUGGUUGCAAUUCAUGGAGGAGCAUAUAGAUAUGGGGAUGGAGCUGGUUACCAUCCUGGUUAUUUAAUGAAUUCCGAUAUAAUCAUAGUCACGAUGAAUUAUCGAAUGGGAAUCCUAGGUUUUUUUGGGCUAAACAACGACAAAAUAAGUGGUAAUUUUGGCAUGAAAGAUCAAUCUUUAGCAUUACGUUGGGUUAAAGAGAACAUAGAAAAAUUCGGUGGUGAUCCUAAUCAAGUAACGUUAAUGGGAGAAAGUACAGGAGCUGCUUGCGUGCAUCUACACAUGUUUUCUCCUCUUAGCAAAGGCCUUUUCCAAAGAGCUAUUUUGCAAAGUGGAAGUGCUUUCUCUGUUUGGUCUCAUCACGGUGCAGGAUACGGUGAAGCUAUGUCUAGAGCUUUAUUGAUUGUCAGCGGAUGCCAACGUGAAGAUUCGAGAAAAAUUUCGAAAUGCUUGCAACGGAUACCAUUCAAAGAAUUCUACGACUUGGAAAAUAAAUUACGAAUUGCUCACGACGAACCAAGAAUCUUGUUCAAACCCAUGAUCGAAUCACAUGUCAAGAAGGGGCCCUUUUUGACCAAGAAACCCACCAAAACGUCGUAUCUAACCAAAGUUCCAUGGUUAACAGGCAUCAAUUCUGGCGAAGGUGGAAUGAAAAUUAUAAAAUACUUGAGAAAUAAUGACUCAUUGGCAAAGAUCGUGAACAAAGAAAAAAACCGUUUUCUACCACUAAUAAAUGAAUACAUAUACUCAGCAGAUCCUGAAGACAUAGAUAAUAUGACUCAAAAAAUCUCUGAUUUUUAUUUUGGUAAAGAGGAUAUAGGAACUGGAACUGCAUUGAAGUUUGUCGAUAUGAUGACAGAUUCCACUUUUUUGGUUCCUUUCGUAAAAGCUGUGCAGUCUAAUCAUAAUCGACAGUAUGUUUAUUUGUACGAUCACUAUAGAACAUUCACAUUGCCACGUUUUGCUGGUUUGACUAUGAAUCUUGGAGUUUGUCAUGCCGAUGAGCUACCGUUAUUGUUUCCAAAUAAAUAUUCUGAGAGCGACAUGACACCUCAAGAUGAGAAAAUAUCGAAGAUUUUGUUGAAUUUUUGGAGUAAUUUCAUCAUCACUGGUGACCCGAAUGGAGAUGCUAAAACGAAAGUAUGGGAAGCUAUGAAAACUAACGAUAUUGAAUAUUUGCAUAUCGAAACCGAAUCAUUAACUAUGGAGAAAAAAUUACUCAAAGAUAGAUUCGAUUUCUGGAAUGCUUUGCCCACAGGUUGGGAAUAUGACUGAGAUAAGAGCUCCUAAAGAUAACACUUUUUUUUAGUAUACCCAUACCUACAUACUCCUAUGUAUUUCUUUAUGUUAACGAAAUACCUAAUUACCUAAGUAGGUAUAUACUUAAUUGUAAUUUUAUGUGAUUUUUUUAUCCAAGAAUUUCUUCUUUAAAUACC
Messenger RNA from Planococcus citri (citrus mealybug), 1864 nucleotides. Its product is annotated as carboxylic ester hydrolase-like. Bases 66 to 1703 code for a protein of 545 amino acids. The record is from RefSeq and is a predicted model, not a curated record. The transcript is spliced from 10 exons. NCBI's taxonomy places the organism in Eukaryota, Metazoa, Arthropoda, Insecta, Hemiptera, Pseudococcidae.